CCAGUUUAGAGGCGAGACUUUGCGAAAGAUAACAGCGCACAGUGAUUUCUGCAGGCAUGUGAAGAUCCAAACAGAGCUCAUUAUAUACAUAUUCAAGCCUCAUAUUUCGUGUUCAAUAAUUUCCAUUAUAUUUUAAUAUUCUAUUUCCCUUAAAAAGGGUUUAUUUUACUGCAAAGAUGACAGCAUUAUAUCUACUGAUUAUGGCCGUGUCCUUCGCUUUAAUAACUGCAGAAUCAAUUGUUUAUUUCCGAGAGCAAUUUGAAGACGGCGAUACCUGGAGGAGCCGAUGGUUGGAAUCCAAGCAUAAAUCAGACUACGGCAAGUUUGUGCUUUCUGCAGGCAAAUUUUAUGGUGAUGCCGAGAAAGAUAAGGGUCUUCAGACCAGUCAGGAUGCUCAUUUCUACGCGCUGUCAUCCCGCUUUGCUGAUUUCAGCAACAAGGAUCAGCCCUUCGUGAUCCAGUUCACUGUAAAACAUGAGCAGAGCAUUGACUGUGGUGGAGGCUACAUCAAACUUUUCCCAUCAGACCUCAAACAGGAAGAUAUGCAUGGAGACUCCACAUAUAAUAUCAUGUUUGGUCCUGACAUCUGUGGCCCUGGCACUAAGAAAGUACAUGUAAUCUUCAAUUACAAAGGCAAAAAUCAUUUGAUCAACAAAGACAUUAGAUGCAAGGAUGAUGAAUACACCCACUUAUACACGUUAAUUGUCAAUCCUGACAACACUUAUAAAGUCAAGAUUGAUAAUAAGAAGGUUGAGUCUGGAUCUUUGGAAGAAGACUGGGACUUCCUGCCUCCCAAAAAGAUCAAAGAUCCCGAAGCGAAAAAGCCUGAGGACUGGGACGAGAGGGAGAAGAUCGAAGACCCUGAUGACAAGAAACCAGAGGACUGGGACAAACCCGAGAACAUCCCUGAUCCUGAUGCCAAGAAGCCUGAUGACUGGGACGAUGAGAUGGAUGGGGAGUGGGAGCCGCCCAUGGUCACCAAUCCUGAAUACAAGGGUGAGUGGAAACCCCGCCAGAUUGACAAUCCUGCUUACAAAGGGAAAUGGGUGCACCCUGAGAUUGAUAACCCGGAGUACACCGCUGACACCGAAAUCUAUAAAUACGAUAGCAUCGGAGUGAUUGGACUGGACCUGUGGCAGGUGAAGUCUGGCACAAUUUUUGACAACUUCCUCAUUACCAACGACCCCAAACUGGCAGAAGAGGUUGGCAAUGAAACUUGGGGUGCCACAAAGGAUGCUGAGAAGAAGAUGAAGGAAAGUCAAGAAGAAGAAGAAAGAACGAAGCGUGAGGAAGAGGAUAAGACAAGAAAGGAGGAAGCAAAGAAUGAAAGGGAAGAUGAAGAUAAGGAAGAGGAAGAAGAUGAGGAAGAGGAGGAUGAAGAAGAAGGGGAGGAGGAGGAGGAUGAAGAAGAGGGGACAGACUCUAAACUCAAAGAUGAGUUGUAGAUUUCAACAGGAACUUGUGAUUGGGGUACAAUGCAGAGAACUGGACUAAUGCUGGACAUUUCUUUUUGUUGUGUGUCGGAUGAUUCCGGCAGGAUUUUUUUUUUUUGUCGUUCCACUACUACAAACCUAUUUAUAGAUAAACUUUAUUUCAUAAUUUUCAUUUGCUCAGACACUAGAAUAAUUACCUCAAAAAACAUGAACUUGAUCUAGUUUGUUGAUAAUGUGGAGCAGUUUUGAGGUACUGUUGCCGCCAUUUUUUUCCAUAUUUCACUUCUGUUACAGAAUAUACUGAGUUGUUUAGAUGGAUGCCAUCUACAGCAUUUUGGCUUGACAGAGUUUUACGUUUGUGUGUGUGUGUGGGUGUGUGUGUGUGUUGGGUUUGCAAGAGAGUCCUCACUUUAUUGUAUGUUUUGUUUUAACCCAAACCUCAAAUUCAUAACCUCUUACUCGCUCUUAAUGUCAAUCUAUCAGUGACCAGGUUAAAAUCUUCGUUGUGUUUUUUCUAAACAGACUCUGGUUCUCACAAGCUGAUACAGUUUUGAUCUGGCCUUCCUCAAUCAGCAAAUUCUGACACCUGGUUUCCCAAAAGUUGAAAUUAAAAAUCUCCACAUAUGACUGAUUGAAUAUUUUGGGAAAGUAAACUUAUAUUAACCAUGUUUAGACAUGACUACAGUUGCCACAAAACUCUUGUGUGUGUUUGCUUUGGUGUACUGAAUUGCUGAUUGAUUUAAUUUGGCAAAUGUAAUAAUCAGGCCCUUAAUCUGUGGAGUGUGGAAAAAUGGAAAGUUUGUGAGAUUUCAAGGGUGUUACGAGGAAAGUUCCAUAGCUUUUCUAGAAACACUUCUGCUCUCCAACAGAGAUUUCAGAGCAAUCAUGAAUAUUGCACUGCUGUACUGCUUCAGUCAGAUACUUCUCCCAAUAAAAUAGAUUGUGACUUUU
Carassius gibelio (silver crucian carp) is the source of this 2384-nucleotide messenger RNA. RefSeq names its product calreticulin. The transcript has 9 exons. Gene Ontology annotation, biological process: protein folding. The record is from RefSeq and is a predicted model, not a curated record. Gene Ontology annotation, cellular component: endoplasmic reticulum membrane; endoplasmic reticulum. Lineage: Eukaryota; Metazoa; Chordata; Actinopteri; Cypriniformes; Cyprinidae. Gene Ontology annotation, molecular function: calcium ion binding. Bases 177 to 1445 code for a protein of 422 amino acids.